UCAACAAUGGAACCAACCACUCCCUAUUCCCAUGAGGAUGACGUUGACUCCACCCACAGCUCGAAUUCUACUGCGAGUGACGGAACCGAGAGAGAAGAGAAUAACAAUAAUGAAUCUCAAGAAGAGACGAGAACGUCGAGAAGUCCCAAUGAGGCUUUGGAUGAGAUAAGGAGGCAACAGACGCAUAACCUCUACUGUCCUAAAUGUAAAACUAACAUCACCAAAAGCGCUGAACUCGUUGUAAAGAAUCAAGAGACCGAUUCGUACAAAACAAAGGCUUACGUACUUUGGGUUCCCCUCGUUAUCUCGCCCUUCGAGUUCCCUACCCUUCAUCUCUUAUUGUCUUUUCUCACAGGACUAUGGAAGAAACUAAAGACACUUGUCCCAAACUGUUUGUCACGGCUCAGUCCCAACUUUCUGCCUCUGCGGUACCUACUGGUUGCGGUUCUACUAUUGCUAUCAGUCAUUGUCCUGUGGUCCUCUGAUCCUCCUCUGCCACCACCACCGCCACCUUAUCCUUCACCAUUGCCACCGCCUCCUUCGCCUUCACCAACACCAGGGCCGGAUUCUCCUUUGCCAUCGCCAGGGCCGGAUUCUCCUUUGCCACUGCCAGGACCGCCUCCUUCACCUUCGCCAACGCCAGGGCCUGAUUCUCCUUUACCAUCGCCAGGGCCGGAUUCUCCUUUGCCACUGCCAGGACCGCCUCCUUCAUCUUCGCCGACGCCAGGGCCGGAUUCUCCUUUGCCAUCGCCAGGGCCGCCUCCUUCACCUUCGCCAACGCCAGGGCCGGAUUCUCCUUUGCCAUCGCCAGGGCCGGAUUCUCCUUUGCCAUCGCCAGGGCCGGAUCCUCCUUUGCCAUCGCCAGGGCCGCAUCUAUAUGAAAAAAAUCGCUGGCUCAUACAUUUCCCGAGUAUCAAGUACCUUUCUGUAUUCUCGCUAUUGUUCCUUGCCAUUCUGACUCUCCCUUGGGCUUCCAUUUCCCCCAUCUUCAAUAACCUUAUUGCAGCAAUUAAAACAUGGAGCAAAAGAGUUAUUCCACAAACUUUUAUAAAACCUCAACCCCGUCUUAGUAGUACAGAUAAAGCUCUAGGUAUUUUCACAUGUAAAAUUACUAUAACAGGAGAUCAUCAUCUUUGUCAUCUUUCCCUGACCCUCUUUCUCAUUUAUUUGCUUAAGAUGACAAAAACACAUCUAGGAGCGAAGAAACCAUCACGCCUAAUACUCAGCUGGAUAACAAAGUGCCACUUCCAGAUGUUUUGUGGAAAUCCAAUGUGGAUCCGACCCGGGAACCUGAUUGCCAAAUCCAAAGGAAAUGUGGAAAUAUAUCGUGGUUCUAGUUCAAAACCACUUACCAAUGUUGAAAUAUAUCGUGGUUCUAGUUCAAAACCACUUACCAAGAGAGCUAGACAUCUUGAAGAGUAUUGUGUACGGAGGUCUUAUCGAGUCCAUCACAAGCCUCGGUGUCGUAUCCUCCGCUGUCGCUUCCGGAGCUUCAACUCAAUAACCGACAAGGGACACUACAAAGCUGCGGUUGUUCUUGCUGCAUCUCUGGUCUGCGUCAUCUCUCUCUCCUUUGCCAAAGCCUACGCUUUCCGCAUGCAAAAACUCAGGACCAUGGCUGAAUACACCGGAAUGGCGUUUGGGGCAUCUGCCUUUUCAUUCAUUGCCAGCCGAAUCGUCAGUGAUAUCUUUGAAAAGUUUGGCUUUCAUGAGCUUGCAGCUGAGUACCGAAAAGACUGA
Molecule: messenger RNA, 1740 nt
Organism: Arabidopsis thaliana (thale cress)
Lineage: Eukaryota; Viridiplantae; Streptophyta; Magnoliopsida; Brassicales; Brassicaceae
Product: Glycine-rich protein family
Exons: 7
Coding region: 7-1740 (577 amino acids)
Biological process (GO): iron ion transmembrane transport
Source: RefSeq, marked reviewed